GUCAGUGAUCUUGUAACGGUUUUAAGCUCUAAAAUUAUCAGUUAAACUGCGCGAUCUGGCAACGCUGUCAUCAGCUGUCCAAUAAUCAAAUUGAUAAGAUUUUUCCCAUGUUUUUUGGUUGAGGUUCAGGAGAAGAUUAGAGUAAUGAGCAACAUGGAUGUGAAGGAACUGGAAGUAAACAAAACCCUGCCCUAUGACCCCUCCCUGCUCACGGUAAAUAUCUCGCUGCGCCAGAUCGAGGAGAUCGCUAUGACAGUAUCCCAGCGCUGCCAUGUCACCGGGGCCAACGAGAUCGCCUGGGCUCUAAGAGCCCUGAUGUUGACCGAUCUGACCACCUUGGCCGGCGAUGAUACGGCGGCCAAUGUCAGAAGGUUAUGCCUUCGCGCCUGCUAUCCUUUUGAGCCGCAGUUUUUUGACAAGUUCUUUGAUCGAGCCCUUAUCCCGGAGAUGCACACGGCAGCCGUUUGCGUUUAUCCCGCCAGGGUAAAAGAUGCCUACACAACACUCCAGCAGUACGACAAACUGGACAAAGUGGCCAUUGCUGCAGUGGCUACUGGCUUCCCCACGGGCCAGUAUGGUCUUCAGACACGUCUGCAGGAGAUCAGUCACGCCAUUCUGGCCGGUGCCACUGAGAUCGACAUUGUGAUUAACCGCCAAUUGGCGCUGGUGGGCGACUGGGAGGCCUUGUACAACGAGGUAGUGCUAAUGCGUAGCGCCUGUGGGCAGAGAGCUCAUUUGAAAACUAUUCUGGCCAUCGGAGAACUGGGAACUAUGGAGAACGUCUACAAAGCAGCCAUGGUCUGCAUGCUGGCGGGAGCCGAUUUUAUAAAGACCUCUACUGGAAAGGAGACUGUAAAUGCCACACUGCCCGUUGGACUAGUCAUGAUAUUUGCCAUCCAGGAGUUCAAGCGCCGCACUUGCCAGAUUGUGGGCCUAAAGCCAGCUGGAGGAGUGAAAACAGUGCGAGAUGCCAUUGCCUGGAUGACGCUGGUCCACGAAACAUUAGGCAUCCGGUGGCUGCGUCCCGAGAGAUUCCGUUUUGGAGCCUCUGGACUACUGGACGAUAUCGAACGCGUGGUGCGCGAGGGUGUCAAAAAACUAGAAGAGGAGGAAGCCCUGAGGAAUGUACCCGCCUCUAAAGAGGCUGCCGCCGCCGAGACCUUCUGCAAGGAGCUACGCAAAAAGAAGGAGGCCCCUUAAGGAACUUAUCAUCCUAGCCUUGACUCACACGGAGUGCAUUUAUUGUAGCAUUUUUAUACAACUGACUAAAACCUAUAAAAAAACA
This is a messenger RNA of Drosophila eugracilis, 1285 nucleotides long. It is a transcript of the gene Dera, whose product is annotated as deoxyribose-phosphate aldolase. NCBI's taxonomy places the organism in Eukaryota, Metazoa, Arthropoda, Insecta, Diptera, Drosophilidae. Gene Ontology annotation, cellular component: cytoplasm. Gene Ontology annotation, molecular function: deoxyribose-phosphate aldolase activity. The coding region runs from base 145 to 1200 and encodes 351 amino acids. The record is from RefSeq and is a predicted model, not a curated record. The transcript is spliced from 4 exons. Gene Ontology annotation, biological process: deoxyribonucleotide catabolic process; carbohydrate catabolic process.